Molecule: messenger RNA, 1645 nt
Organism: Anolis sagrei ordinatus
Lineage: Eukaryota; Metazoa; Chordata; Lepidosauria; Squamata; Anolidae
Gene: CDKN1C
Product: cyclin dependent kinase inhibitor 1C
Biological process (GO): negative regulation of cyclin-dependent protein serine/threonine kinase activity; negative regulation of mitotic cell cycle
Cellular component (GO): nucleus
Molecular function (GO): cyclin-dependent protein serine/threonine kinase inhibitor activity
Source: RefSeq, a predicted model, not a curated record
GGACGUCGCCCCGUGUCGAUCGCCGCCUCGUCCAAUGGCAGCCGUGUUAUUGCCGAGCCAUAGUAUUAUGCUAAUCGAUGUUUUGCUCGGGCGCCACUCCGCGUAGAGCUUUAAAAAGCGCAGCAGCCCCGGAGCGAAGUCGGGAGGGCCCGAAAGAGGCAGCGGGGUGGACGAUCCGUUCGGGCUCGGGAGCCAGGCCAGGCAUUCGCGGCGCCUCUUCCUCCUCCUGCUUCGCCUCGUUCCCUUCGGCGGCGGCGGCGAUGUCGAGCGUGGACCUGUCCGCUAGCGCCUGGGCCCUGGAGCGGCUGGCGGCGCGGCGCGCUUUCCCUUCGGAGGCGCGGACGGGCGCGUGCCGGAGCCUCUUCGGCCCCGUGGACCACGAGCAGCUCCACCGCGAGCUCCGGGACCAGCUGCGCCAGAUCCGGCAGGAGAGCCAGCGCCGGUGGGAGUUCGACUUCCACACCGGAGCGCCCCUCGCGGCUGGGCAGCGGGACCAGGCGCGCUUCCAGUGGGAGGAGGUGGACGCCGCCGCCCUGCCCGCCUUCUACCGGGAGACCCUGCUGCCCGGAGCGGGCUCCCUUCGCCGCCGCCUCCGCUGCCACAAGGGCAAGGCGCCCCAGGAGGAGCAGGAGGAGCCCGAGAGCCACGGAGGCACCGAGCCGCCGCCUUGCCCGCUCGCCGCGCGGAGCCACGAAGGAGCGGACGCCGCCGCCGCCGAGAAGCAGGAGAGCGGCUGCUAUUCAGGGAUGCCCCUUACGCCCCUCCCGGGGGUGGCCAAGAGGACGAGGGUCGCCCACAUCACCGAUUUCUUCGCCAAGCGGAAAAGAGUGGCCGCAGACGCCAGCAGCGCGUUGGCCUUGGAGCAGACGCCCCGGAAAAGGCUCCGAUGAGCGAGAUUUUGCACUAUAGGACACCGAAGUGAGUGAUUGUUUCCUUGGAAACGCCAGGGCUGGAGCCAAGGCCCCUUCCUCCUCUCCCUACACGUCAAAGGGACCCACUGGGAGGGAAGGACAGCGAAGGGAGUGGGGGCGGAGACCAUCGUUCCUCUCUCCUCUUCCAUUCGUCCCCCAGAAGGAACUGCUUGUACCUCCAUGUAGCAAAAGUGGCUGACCUGCAAGCCACCUGACGGAGCAGUGUUAAUUUACAACUGUGCAAUGUAUUAUGUUUUAUAUAUAUAUUAAAAAUAUGUAUUAUGCCUAAUGUGAGUACACUGGCCAGAAGUGUAAAAGCUUUAAAGUCACUUAUAUAAAUGUUUAAUCUCUGCUGAUUUCUCAGUGCAAACAAAUUGUAUAUUUGUACAAAAAAUACAAACAACUUAAGAGUUCUACUAACUUAUAUUUUCUAUUUAUGUCAAAAAGGUGGAUAACUUUGGUUGAAGCCUUGUAGUCUAUUCUGUGUUUUUUUUUCUUAUUUGGUUAAGCCAAAGGGCACUAUAUAUUUGCUUUUUUUGUUAUUUACAAAAAUGUAAAUUUAUUUUUAUAGUGGGGUUUUUUUGCAUUCACAAAAUGUAGCUAUGAAUCAAAAUUACUUUAGUUAUUACUUGAAAAAAAUAUCUGGUAACUAUGGUUCCUGAGCCAGUCUGUACCACUGCCGUUGCCAAUUUAUGCCACAAUGUUAAAAAUAAAAAAGGAAUCCAAUGACCCUU